AUGAAACUGUUACCCUUGGUGGCGUGGUUGGCUCUUCUAGCCCUGGUGGCAGCUAAUCGAUACUGUCGGUGCGAGCUCAACGACGUUGCCGAGAUCCGCCCCGUGGUCCAGUGUGCUAAUUGCACCACCGACUUCUGCUAUGACGAGGUGUUCCACCAGGCGAAAAACGAGACCGAUAAGCUCAAUUUGGUGUGUUUCCGCAAGGAGAGCGCCAAGGAGGCGACGGUGGUGUACCUGUUCAUCGCCAUUGUCGCCGGGCUUGUUGGCUACGGCGUCUAUCUUUCCCGCAACCCCGGCUUAUAG
Messenger RNA from Diutina rugosa, 303 nucleotides. RefSeq lists its product as uncharacterized. Lineage: Eukaryota; Fungi; Ascomycota; Pichiomycetes; Serinales; Debaryomycetaceae. The transcript has a single exon. The coding region runs from base 1 to 303 and encodes 100 amino acids. The record is from RefSeq and is a predicted model, not a curated record.